AUGAACCAUAUAAAAUCCAGUAUACUAAGGGCUAUGCCAAUGAAAUAUUAUGAUAUCGGAUUUAAUAUAGUAGAUCCUAUGUUUCAAGGAGUCUACCAUGGUAGGAAGUCUCACGAUUCUGACAUAUUACACGUCCUUAAUAGGGCUACAAGACAUAAUGUAAAAGCCGCUCUAUUAACUGGCUCAUCCAUCGAGGAAUCAAAAGAAACAAUCCAAAUGGCCUCUCAGUUAAGGGAUAAGACAAAUAUGAAUCUUUAUUACACGAUAGGUGUCCAUCCAUGUUGUGUCAAUGAGUUUUGUAACACCAAAUCACAAUCAUCUACCAUAGAUAACCCUUCAAAUGAUCACGAUUACAAUAAACUGUUACACGAUACUAUGUGGGACGAUUUAUCGUAUCCAAAAGCCAAGUUAAAAGAAUUAUAUGAACUCUAUGAAUCACAAUUAGCCAGUUCACAGUAUUUCAGAGCCAUAGGAGAAAUAGGUUUGGACUACGAUAGAUUGAAUUAUUCCUGCAAGGAUUUGCAACUACUCUUUUUUGAAGAACAGUUGAAGAUAUCCUGUUUAUUGGGCGAAAAAGGUGACAAAUUACCACUUUUCUUACAUAUGAGGAACUGCGGUACUGACUUUAUUAAAAUUUUAUCAAAGUUUAUAAAGGGAUUCACUGAUAACGAAGAUCGUUUCGAAAUGAAAAAACUUAUUAACACCAAUGAACCGAUAGUGUAUAGAUUUCAUCCAGAAAGAAAGUUUGUUGUACAUUCCUUUACUGACACUGUUGAAGAUAUGGAGAAUUUGCUAAAUCUUUCUCCAAAUUGUUACGUUGGAAUGAAUGGUGCAUCAUUCAGAAAUGAUGAAAAUAUAGAGGCAGUCAAAAAAGUUCCAAUUGACAGAUUAUUACUGGAAACCGAUGCACCUUGGUGUGAAAUUAAGAGAACUCACUCAUCUUAUAAGUACCUACAAGAUUAUAAAAUGCCUUUUAAUUCUGUAAAAAAAGAUAAAUUGGCCAAAAUAGAGGAAAUAGACUGGGAGGAAUAUAUGAUAAAAUCUAGAAAUGAACCUUGUACCAUGGAACAAAACGCUAUCGUUGUUUCAAAUAUCAAGAAUCUAGAAUUAGCAAAAGUUGCAGAGGUAGUCUGGGACACGACAUGUUCCAUUUAUGGUGAAUAA
Molecule: messenger RNA, 1164 nt
Organism: Kazachstania africana CBS 2517
Lineage: Eukaryota; Fungi; Ascomycota; Saccharomycetes; Saccharomycetales; Saccharomycetaceae
Product: 3'-5'-exodeoxyribonuclease
Exons: 1
Coding region: 1-1164 (387 amino acids)
Cellular component (GO): cytosol
Molecular function (GO): 3'-5'-DNA exonuclease activity
Source: RefSeq, a predicted model, not a curated record